CGACCUGAGCAACAACCAGCUGAGCGGCUCUCUGCCUGAAGGCCUUGGGAGAAUCUCCCUCCUCUCCCACCUUGACAUCAGUGACAACUUGUUGAAUGGCACUCUGCUUCACGAAUUGGACCAACUCACUGCCCUUACAAGCCUCAAUCUGGCCAGCAACGCCAUCAACGGCUCCAUCCCUGAAUCUCUGGGAAACCUCACCAACCUCGUCUCUCUCAACUUCACAAUGAAUCUGCUCAAUGGAUCCAUUCCAUCGUCCUUUGGUGAAUUCGCCCACCUCCUCUAUUU
This is a messenger RNA of Closterium sp. NIES-65, 288 nucleotides long. Lineage: Eukaryota; Viridiplantae; Streptophyta; Zygnematophyceae; Desmidiales; Closteriaceae. The record is from the annotation of a GenBank genome assembly.